AUGUCUUCCUCGCUUCUCUUUUCUGCUGCUGCAUCGCUACCACAUCCAAUGGACACUCCCAUGCUCUCUGUCGUAACCCAUGCUACAGACCAUUUAUCUUCUGCACUGCCCAGUCCUCUCUCUCCUUUCUUCUCUGACCUCAGGCUUUCAGACGACACACCAUCAGUACAUACCCUUGCCAAUAAUUCACCUUCUGAUGAUAUUCCCAACAAUCCAACUGUUCUCGCAUCGCCGUUCAUUCAUCCUGUCAACCUUUCACAAUGGAACACCAGUUUUUCAUCUGACGGUCUUGAUGCGGAAACUGAUGUCACGAGAAAAGCCAAGAGAAAGAAGAGGUAA
Desarmillaria tabescens is the source of this 339-nucleotide messenger RNA. RefSeq lists its product as uncharacterized. Bases 1 to 339 code for a protein of 112 amino acids. NCBI's taxonomy places the organism in Eukaryota, Fungi, Basidiomycota, Agaricomycetes, Agaricales, Physalacriaceae. The record is from RefSeq and is a predicted model, not a curated record. The transcript has a single exon.